AUGGAGGAAGAGAGAGAUGAAUCGAGGAAAAGCAGGAAGGAGAGGGAGAUGGAAAGGCGGCGUCUAAGGGACAGAGAGAGAAGACAGUCUAUGAGCCAAGAUGAGAGGGAAAGGCAUUUAGCUCGGCGCCGCAAGAACUACCAGCUACGAAGGCAGAGAGCUGAGGUAAGCCGUAUUGGCUCUCAGAUCCAAGAUAUCACCGCAGGAGCUCGAGGCAACCAGUUGGCAGUGACCUCACCUCUUCAUUCCGGAGACAGCAGUACUGUCCCGUUGGUUGAUUCUGAUCAGAGUGUGGGAAUACCAGUGGAGGAGUUGGUUAAACUGGUGGGGACGAUACGGCUUAGCCGUGUGAAACAUUUGGCGAGGACACUGAGAAAGUGGAGUACUACUACUGGUGCAGAAGCAAGCAGUAGUAAUAGUGUAGCAACAAACGCCAUGACAAGACGUGCAAUGUCAAGUGGGCUACGUCUGAGUCGAGUCAAACGACUGGUGCGAUCAAAGGGCCAGCAGGAAGGGUUGUUGUCACAACAUUCACCAGCACAAGGUUCGUUUAAAUAA
Molecule: messenger RNA, 558 nt
Organism: Eruca vesicaria subsp. sativa (arugula)
Lineage: Eukaryota; Viridiplantae; Streptophyta; Magnoliopsida; Brassicales; Brassicaceae
Source: the annotation of a GenBank genome assembly